GCAACCCUGGACUCCAUGAGGAAGCAGGAGGUGCAGAUGGGUGGGGAAGCUGGCCAGGGCCUCGGUGCUGGCUCCCCGGCUGAGCAGGUGAAAGCCCUUGUGGACCUGCUGGCUGGGAAGGGCUGUCAGAGCUCCCAGGCCCCACAGACCCCUGAGAGGACAGCUGACUCCCUGCAGGGGCCUCAAGGCAAUGACUCAAGGAUACAGAGACACCGAGAGGUCCUUCUGAGCAGGGCAGGAGGCAGCCUGGAGCUGGGUGGCCCCGCACCCAGGCUGGCCAAACUCCUGCUGGUGGAAGGCCUGAUGGACUUGCAGCUGAGGGAACACGACUUCACCCAGGUGGAGGCCACACGUGGGGGCUGGCGCUCCGCCAGGACCAUCACCCUGAACGAGCUCUUCCUGCCUCUGUCGCGGGUGUCCAUCCCGCCCCGCAUCUCCAUCACCAUUGGGGUGGCUGGUGUGGGCAAGACCACCCUGGUGAGGAACUUUGUUUACCUCUGGGCCCGGGGACAGGUUGGCAAGGACUUCUCACUAGUGCUGCCUCUGACAUUCCGGGAUCUCAACACCCAUGAAAAGCUGUCUGCAGACAGACUCAUCCGCUCCUUCUUUCCACAUGUCGGGGAGUCGGGCCUGGAAGUGGCAGCCCUGGCCAAAGUCCUCCUUAUCCUGGAUGGCCUCGAUGAGUGUAAGACUCCUCUGGACUUCUCCAACACUGUGGCCUGCACUGACCCCAAGAAGGACAUACAGGUAGACCACCUGAUCACCAACAUCAUCCGGGGCAACCUGUUCCCAGAAGUUUCUGUCUGGGUCACCUCCCGUCCCAGCGCGGCUGGCCAGAUCCCAGGAGGCCUGAUGGACCGGAUGACGGAGAUCCGGGGCUUUAACAAAGAGGAGAUCAAAGUGUGUUUGGAGCAGAUGUUCCCCGAGGACCAGGUCCUCUUGGACUGGGUCCUGAGCCAGGUGUGGGCCAACAGAGCCCUGUACCUCAUGUGCACCAUCCCAGCCUUCUGCCGACUUGCAGGGUUGGCACUGGGCCACUUGUGCCGCCGUAGGCAGGGGCCCCAGGAUACAGAGCUGUGGCCUCCAAGGACCCUGUGCGAGCUCUACUCUUGGUAUUUCAGGAUGGCCCUCAGUGGGGAUGGGCAGGAGAAGGGCAAGGUGAGCCCUCGCAUUGAGCAGCUGGCCCAUAGUGGCCGUAAGAUGGUAGGGACACUGGGCCGGCUGGCCUUCCAUGGGCUUGUCAAGAAGAAGUACGUGUUCUACGAGCCAGACCUGAAGGCAUUUGGUGUGGACCUUGCUCUGCUGCAAAGUGCUCUCUGCAGCUGCUUUCUGCAGCGGGAGGAGACUCUGGCCUCCUCAGCAGCCUACUGCUUCACCCACUUGUCCCUGCAGGAGUUCGUGGGAGCUACAUACUACUACAGUGCAUCCAAGAGAGCCAUCUUCGACCUCUUCACUGAGGGUGGUGUGUCUUGGCCUCGGCUGGGCUUCCUCACGCAUUUCAGGAGCGCGGUCCAGAGGGCCAUGCAGGCUGAGGAUGGACGGCUGGAUGUGUUCCUUCGCUUCCUCUCCGGCCUCUUGUCUCCAAGGGUCAAUGCCCUGUUGGCUGGCUCCCUGCUGGCCCCGGGAGAGCACCAGGGCUCCCGGGUGCAGGUGGCCCAGCUCCUGCAGAGCUGCCUGUACCCCAAAACGGUAGUCUGUGCCCGGGCAGUCAAUAUCCUGCACUGCCUGCAUGAGCUGCAGCACACAGAGCUGGCCCGCAGUGUGGAGGAGGCCAUGGAGAGCGGGGACCUGGCCAGGCUGACUGGCCCCCAACACCGAGCCGCCCUGGCCUACCUUCUGCAGGUGUCAGAUGCCUGUGCCCAGGAGGCCAACCUGUCUCUGUGCCUCAGCCAGGGCGUCUUCCAGAGCCUGUUGCCCCAGCUGCUCUACUGCCAGAGCCUGAGGCUGGACACCAAUCAGUUCCAGGACCCUGUGAUGGAGCUGCUGGGCAGCGUGUUGAGUGGGAAGGACUGCCGCAUUCAGAAGAUCAGCUUGGCUGAGAACCAGAUCAGUAACAAAGGGGCCAAAGCUCUAGCCAGAUCCCUUCUUGUCAACAGAAGUCUGACUACUCUAGACCUCCGCAGUAACACCGUUGGACCUCAAGGGGCCAAGGCACUGGCCGAUGCUCUGAAGAUUAACCGCACUCUGGUCUUUCUGAGCCUCCAGGGCAACAGGAUCAGGGAUGACGGUGCCAGGUCCAUGGCUGAGGCGCUGGCAGCCAACCGGACCCUCUCCGUGAUACAUCUGCAGAAGAACACCAUCGGGCCCUUGGGAGCCCAGCAGAUGGCAGAUGCCCUGAAGCAGAACAGGAGUCUGAAGGAGCUCAUGUUCUCCAGUAACAGCAUUGGUGAUGAAGGUGCCAAGGCCCUGGCCGAAGCCCUGAAGGUGAACCAGGGCCUGGAGAGCCUGGACCUGCAGAGCAAUUCCAUUAGUGACGCAGGAGUGGCCGCACUGAUGGGGGCCCUCUGCACCAACCAAACCCUCCUCAGCCUCAACCUGCGAGAAAACUCCAUCAGCCCAGAGGGAGCCCAGGACCUGGCUCGAGCUCUCUGCACCAACAGCACCCUGAAGAACCUGGACCUGACAGCCAACCUCCUCCACGAUGACGGUGCCCGGGCCAUCGCAGUGGCAGUGAGAGAAAACCACACCCUCAUGUCCCUUCACCUGCAGUGGAACUUCAUCCAGGCUGGCGCUGCCACGGCCCUGGGACAAGCACUACAGUUCAACAGGAGCCUGAUCAGCCUUGAUUUACAGGAGAAUGCGAUUGGGGACGAAGGCGCCUGUGCACUUGCCAGUGCGCUGAAGGCAAACACAUCGCUCACUGCUCUCUAUCUCCAGGUGGCUUCCAUUGGUGCACCAGGGGCCCAGGCACUGGGGGAAGCCCUAGCUGUGAACAGGACCUUGGAGAUUCUUGACUUAAGAGGAAACGCCAUUGGGGUUGCUGGAGCCAAAGCCCUGGCAAAUGCUCUGAAGGUCAACUCAAACCUCCGAAAACUCAAUCUUCAAGAGAAUUCCUUGGGGAUGGAUGGCGUGAUAUGCAUUGCCACUGCACUGUCUGGAAACCAUGGGAUCCAGCAUAUCAAUCUCCAGGGAAAUCACAUUGGAGAAUCUGGUGCCAGGAUGAUCUCAGAGGCUAUCAAGACAAAUGCUCCCUUGUGCAUUGUUGAAAUGUGAGCAAAUCAAGUUCCUG
Pteronotus mesoamericanus is the source of this 3229-nucleotide messenger RNA. RefSeq names its product NLR family CARD domain containing 3 (gene NLRC3). Bases 16 to 3213 code for a protein of 1065 amino acids. NCBI's taxonomy places the organism in Eukaryota, Metazoa, Chordata, Mammalia, Chiroptera, Mormoopidae. Gene Ontology annotation, biological process: intracellular signal transduction; negative regulation of canonical NF-kappaB signal transduction. The record is from RefSeq and is a predicted model, not a curated record. Gene Ontology annotation, molecular function: protein binding. Gene Ontology annotation, cellular component: cytosol. The transcript has 17 exons.